Molecule: messenger RNA, 9169 nt
Organism: Hemiscyllium ocellatum (epaulette shark)
Lineage: Eukaryota; Metazoa; Chordata; Chondrichthyes; Orectolobiformes; Hemiscylliidae
Product: calcium-activated chloride channel regulator 1-like
Exons: 14
Coding region: 89-2827 (912 amino acids)
Biological process (GO): chloride transport
Molecular function (GO): intracellularly calcium-gated chloride channel activity
Source: RefSeq, a predicted model, not a curated record
GAAAGCCUUUAUUUAAAUGUUAUGACAUCGGAGACUAUUAUAUGAACUUGACAAGCUAUAGUCUGGAAACAAUCUGAACACAGCAGUAAUGAGAUUCCAGAAAGCCUUUGUCUUGGUGCUCAGCUAUCUUCUGUGUGGUUCUAUUCUAAAGUGUAUUGGAGUAAAGCUGGAGAAUAAUGGAUAUCGAGACAUCGUUAUUGCCAUUAACCCAAACAUUCAACAUAAUGAACAGCUGAUUCAAAAUAUUCAGGAAAUAGUGACUGUAGCCUCCUCCUACCUUCACCGAGCGACCAAAGGGCGAGUUUAUUUCGCAGAUGUGAAAAUCCUGCUGCCUGUAACAUGGCCAGUUGGUUCCCAUGUGGUUCAGAGACUGACAACUGAGUCCUACAGAAAGGCUGAUGUGAUCAUUGCUGAACCAAACGUCAAAAACAGAGAUGAACCAUACACCCUGCAGUAUGGUGGAUGUGGAGAGAAGGGACGGUACAUUCACUUCACACCAAACUUUAUCCUGGACAGCAGUCAGGUUUCAUUUUAUGGACCAAAAGAUCGAGUAUUUGUUCAUGAAUGGGCUCAUCUUCGGUGGGGAGUUUUCAAUGAAUACAAUGAACUGGUGCCCUUCUAUUUAUUUAAUGGAAAGAGUGAAGUAACGAGAUGUUCAAAAGAGAUUGGAGGACGGCCUGCUGAUUGCUCAGGCGGAAGCUGUUCAGCAUGUGAGACAGAUCCUACGUCAGGACUACCGAAAGGGGAUUGUGAAUUUUAUCCAGACAGCAAACAGACUGCAUCCUCCUCAAUUAUGUUCAUACAGGGACUAUCAGAUGUGACUGAAUUCUGUGACGAUAAGACUCACAAUCCUGACGCACCGAACAUGCAAAACAAAAUGUGCAACUUCAGGAGCACCUGGGAUGUAAUCAGCAAGUCGGAGGAUUUCCGAAACAAUCCCUCACCCUACAGUGGUUCAGUGAUACCAACCUUUACACUGCUACAGGCCAAACACCGUGUGGUGUGCUUAGUCCUUGAUGUCUCUGGGAGCAUGAACUCGGAGAAUCGUAUGAACAGACUCCGACAAGCAGCCGAGAUAUUCUUACUUCAGAUCAUUGAAACAAAAUCACAAGUUGGAAUUGUCACUUUUAACAGUGCUGCAGCUAUUCAAUCACAUUUGAAAAUGAUUGAUAAUGAAGGUGUGAGGCAUCAACUUGUCCAAUUGCUACCUACAACAGCUGAUGGGGGGACAAAUAUCUGCGCAGGAGUCCAGGCUGGUUUUCAGGUACUUGGUGGUGAUGACGGUGCUACAAAUGGUGAUGAAGUUGUUUUGCUGACUGAUGGGGAGGACAGUGGGAUAAGCAGUUGUUUCUCGGAGGUGGAACAGAGUGGUGCAGUUAUCCACACGAUAGCAUUAGGACCGAAGGCAGCCAAAGAGCUGGAACAGAUGUCAGCAAUGACAGGGGGUCGACAGUUUGCAGCCACUGAUAAUGUGUAUGCAACUGGAUUAACCGAUGCCUUCUCUUCAUUAGUAUCUGGAAAUGGUGACAUUAGUCAACAGUCAGUUCAGCUUGAAGUUUCUGCAAUAAAGGUUGAAGAUGACAGUUGGUUGAACAGAACAGUUUUCAUCGAUAAGACCAUUGGGAAUGACACUUUUUUUGUCAUUACAUGGGAGAAGCAGACACCAGAUAUUUUUGUAUAUGACCCCAGUGGAAAUGUGUACAACAACAAUGUCUUUAAAAUUGAUAGUACAACACAUACAGCCCGUCUGAACAUUCCUGGCACUGCACAGGCAGGUACUUGGAACUAUGCUAUCCUGAAUCCUGGCAGUGAACAGGUUAUAAGGGUCAUAAUGACAUCCCGAGCAGCAGAUGAGAAAGUUCCCCUGGUCACGGUCGAUGUGCACAUCAGUGAAAAGGAUUCGGUUGGUGGUCGGACAAUUUAUGCAGAAGUCAGUCAAGGAUUCUCACCCAUCCUGUUUGCAAACGUGACGGUUAUUAUUGAACAACCCACCGGCCCAACAAUUGAACAGGAACUUUCUGAUGAUGGCCUGGGUGCUGAUGUUUUCAAGAAUGAUGGUAUUUACACAAAGUAUUUCUACAAGUAUUCUGGAUAUGGAAGAUACAACUUUAAAGUACGUGUGUGGGGAAAGGAAGGGAAGGCAAAGACAGCAAUCCAAACAGGAGGACAUUCCUUUUACAUCCCAGGAUACACAGAAAAUGGCAAAAUUAAACUAAAUCCACCAAAACCUUCAGUCAAUGUGGAUGAUCUUGAAGCUGACAUAGGAGAUUUCAACAGGGUCAAAUCAGGAGGAGCCAUUUCAGUUGCUGAAGGAACACUCAAUGUUGACAUUCCACCGUGUAAAAUCACAGACCUACAAGCAACAUUAGCUCAAAACAAAGUUGUGUUGGAAUGGACUGCACCAGGAGAGGACUAUGAUGAGGGAGCAGUGUCCCGCUAUGAGAUGAGAAAGAGUGACCACCUCCUCCAGCUACGGGACAACUUCACAGCAGCUGCCCUGGUUAACCUCACCAACUUGAAUCCACGUCCAUUUGGCUCAAGGGAAACAUUCACAUUUGUUCCCGAAAACACGGAACUGCAAAACGGGACAACGCUCUACUUCGCUCUCUGCGCCUAUGAUAAACAGGAACAGUCAUCUGAAAUGUCUAAUGUGGCCAAGGUUUAUGUCUUUGUACCUGCACCUCUGGUUGAGCACCCAAAAGGCAGUAGUGUAUGGAAGGUGAUUUGGAUUAUGAUUGUUGUUGCAAUUCUGGUGUGUUUGAUCAUUGGGAUUGUCAAUUACCUGGUUCAGAAAAAAUGCAUAAGUAGAACUUUUGCACUAGUUUAAUAUCCUUGCUGGAGGAAUGAGUUGGUAGCAUGCAAUUAAUUGGUCUAAUUAUUCAAACACUCAAUCAGAUUACACUGUAUGUUAUAAAGAUUUCAUGCUGAAAGGUUCUAGUCCAUGAAUGUCCAUGGUAUAUCUCCAAUGUUCAUGCUAUUUUCCAGGGAUUUCACAGCUUUUUGACCAAUGUUGUGAUGCACCUUUCCUCAUUAUUGGCUUGGAAGAGAUAGGAAGCUGAAUGGAUAAAUACAGGAAGGAUGUUCCUGACAUCUAGGUAGUCCAGAACCAGGGCCACAGUCCAGAGAUACAGAGUAGAUUACUUACAAUGUGGAAACAAGCCCUUCAGCCCAACAAGUCCACAACGACCCGCUGAAGCUCAACCCACCCGGACUCAUUCCCCUACAUUUACCCCUUCACCUAACAAGGCCAAUUCACCUAACCUGCACAUUUUUUUGGACUGUGAGAGGAAACCGUAGCACCUGAAGGAAACCCACGCAGACACGGGGAGAAUGUGCAAACUCCACACAGUCAGUCGCCUGAGGCGGGAAUUGAACCCGGGACUCUGGCGCUAUGAGGCAGCAGUGCUAACCAUUGAUCCACUGUGCCACCCACAAAGUAGGCCAUCCAAUUGGCUCCUUUAAUAUAAGAAUAUCAACAAGGAUCUCAAAUGGAAAUAUGCAUCAAAAGCGAAGUUCAACCAUGAAUGGAGGGAUUAGAUGAUUGACACUAAAACAGGAAUUGCUGGAGAACUUCAGCAGGUCUGGCAGCAUCUGUGGAGACAGAAACAGAACUUGCGUUUCAGAAUCUGAAGAAGUGUCGCUGGACCUGAAACAUUAACUCUGUUUUUCUCACUCCACAGAUGCUGCCAGAUCUGCUGAGGUUCUCCAGCAAUUCCUCUUUCUGUUUCAGAAUUCCACAAUUCUUUGUUUCUUGCUUAGCUGGUUGACCAUCCAGUUGGUGAGAUGGUGAGGAAAUGUAUAAGGGAAGAAAAGAGAACAGCAGCAAUAAAGGGAUUCUGAUUGGCUGAGCCAGAAAGCAAGGUUAAACAUCACUGAUGACCUGACAGCAAAGGUGGAGCUUUGUGGAUGAGUUAGGAAUUUGGGAAUGAUAGGAGUCCUGUGAAAUAAUUAUGUUUAGUGUUCGAGAUGGAGAGAGAUGUGGGAGAAUUUCUCCCUUUUCUCACCUCUUGGCUGAUUGCAACUUAGAGUCAUAGAAUCAUAGCAUCAUAGAGAUGUACAGCAUGGAAACAGACCCUUCGGUCCAACUCGUCCAUGCCAACCAGAUCCCCAACCCAAUCUAGUCCCACCUGUCAGCACCUGUCCCAUAUUCCUCCAAACCCUUCCUAGUCAUAUACCCAUCCAGAUGACUUUUACAUGUUGCAAUUGUACUCGCCUCCCACCACUUCUUCUAGCAGCUCAUUCCAUUCACGUAUCAUCAUCUGAGUGAAAAAGUUGCCUCUCAGGUCUCUUUUAUAUUUUUCCCCUCUCCCCCUAAACCUAUACCUUCUAGUUCUGGACUCCACCAUCCCAGGGAAAAGAGUUUGUUUAUUUAUCCUAACCAUGCCCGUCAUGAUUUUAUAAACCUCUAUAAGGUCAUCCCUCAGCCUCCAACAAUCCAGGGAAAAAAGACCUAGCCUAUUCGACCUCUCUCUACAGCUCAAAUCCUCCAACUCUGGUAACAUCUUUGUAAAUCUUUUCUGAACCCUUUCAAGUUUCACAACAUCUUUCCGAUAGGAAGGAGACCAGAACUGCAUGCAAUAUUCCAACAGUGGCCUCACCAAAGUCCUGUAAAGCCAGAAAAUGACCUCCAAACUCCUGUACUCAAUACUCUGACCAAUAAAGGAACUUCAGAGAUACAGUGUUUCAUCUCUUUCUAACUUCAAAACACAUACAUGGAACCUUGUUAGAUUAAAUCAAAAGAACAGAUGACCAUUUAUUUCUCACAUUAUCUGAACUGUAAAAGUAACAUACCCAACCUUUCAUAUACUCACACGUGUGACAAUGCUGACACUUUAAGAAGUUAUUUUGUUCUGUUUUUGUUUGAAACGAGCAAAUAAGGUAAAUGUACCAAAUUUGCUGCUGAAGACCAAGUAAACAGAUUGGGAGGCGUUGGCCUUUUUAAAAAAAAUCUUGAAUAUGUAUGGCCAGCUCUCACAGGUCCAGAUGUCUAGAACUCAGUUUUGUCAGUAACAUCAGAAGAUAUUGGGGUGUCAAAAGCAUUGGAAGCUUCAAUGAAUGUCUCUUGGCUGCUACUCUCUCUCAAUCUUCUCUUGAUUUUUUUUUCCCCCUGGUUUGGAGAAAUGGAUGUGAGACUUUGUCUGAAAUUUCUUUUUUGCUAAGGGGUGUGUUUGGAACAAUAUGGUGUCAUAUUGGAACAGUUAAUUAGUAAUUGUUACUGUGUCUAUUAUUCUGAUAAGUUUCCAAUAGAGUUAAGUUAUUCUCAAUUCCUCUUUCUUUGGCUGUACUUUAACUUCAGUGUUUAUAAUUGCUCAAUGUUGAGUAGUUUGACCAGUUGUAUCGCAUGUGAGACACUUGACAUUUGCCUUUACAACAAGAAAAGGUUAGAGUCUAGAACAAAGAACAAAGAAAAUUUACAGCCCAGGAACAACCCCUUCAGCCCUCCAAGCCUGAGCCAAUCCAAAUGUACUGUCUAAACCUGUCGGUCAAUUACUAAGCAUUUGCAUCCUUCUGCUCCCCACCUACUCAUGUAUCUGUCCAGAUGCAUUUUAAAUGAAUCUAUCAUGCCUUGCCUCUACCACCUCUUCUGUUAACACGUUCCAGACACCCACCACCCUCUAUGUGAAGUACUUGCCACAUGUAUUCCCCUUAAACUUUCCACCUCUCACCUUGAAAGCAUGACCUCUUGUUAUUGAAUCCUUCACCCUGGAAAAAAACUUAUCUCUAUCCACCCUGUCUACACCCUUCAUGAUUUUGUAAACCUCAAUCAGGUCCCCCCCCUCAAUCUCCUUUUUUGCUAAUGAAAAUAAACCUAACUUACUCAACCCCUCUUCAUAGCUAGCACCUUCCAUACCAGGCAACAUCCUCGUAAACCUUCUCUGCACCCUCUCCAAAAUGUCCACAUCCUUUUGGUAAUGUGGCGUCCAGAAUUGUACACAAUAUUCUAAAUGCAGCCGAUCCAAUGUCUUGUACAAUGUUAACAUGACUUGCCAGCUCUUAUACUCAAUACCCCGUCCAAUGAAGGCAAGCAUACUAUAUGCCUUCUUGACCACUCUAUCCACCUGUGCAGCAACCUUCAGGGUACAAUGGUUUAUUUUAUGUUCGUAAAAUAUUUUUGAGGAAGUCUGUUCUGACGUAUUGUAAACUGGGGACUCUUGUCAUGAUCAAAAUCGAUAAUUCCCAAGGAGGGUUUAGGAUUAUUGGAAUUAAAAGGCUGCAAGUGGUUAUGGCUGGUGUCUUUUAUUUUGGGUAUUGAAUUCGGCGGAUUGAAACAAAGAGUGCCUUUUGUAGUAAUGGCUCUUUCACUCACUAAGAGUUUUCUGGGGGUGGAAGAAGUGACUUUGGGAGUUUUACACAAAGUGAGCAAGGCAAAGCUGUUGGACUUGGCAAACAAGCUGGAGGUCGGGUUGCCCCAGUCCGUGCGAAUAUUGGAGGGAAUUGCAGCAAUAGCUCGACACUUAUAAUUUUCGGAAAUGCCAGCAGAAUCUUUGGAAAUGGCUAAAAUUCAUUUGCAAAUAAAACAGCCUGAAUUAGAGGCAAAAGCAAAGGGAAGAAUAGCCCUGACAGAACAAAAAGAAAGAGGUAGGAAAACAAAACAGUUUUAAUUGCAAUUAAAAGCAGAGGAAAAAGAAGAGACAAAGGCCCAAGCAGUAGAAAGAGAAGUAGAAAGAGUUUGAACUUCAGAAGUUGGCAAUUAGAAACAUUCAUACUCUAUUUCCUUUGAAAUAAAGGCCAACAUUCUAUUUGUGUCCCCUUUACUUUCUCAACUUGGAUGUGAGCCUUUUGUGCUUCAUGGAUGAAGAUUUCAAAUCCCUCUGUUCUGAGUCUUUCUGCAGUCUAUCUUCAUUUUAAUAAUAUUUAACUCCACUAUCCUUCCUGCCAAAGUGCAUAACUUCAUAUUUUCCCACUUUAUAUGCUGAGUUUUUGUCCAUUCACUUAACCUGACUGUAUCGCUCUGCAGACUCUCCAUCAUACCCACCACUCAUCCUCCCACCUAUAUUUUUGUGUCAGUCACAAACUGGGUGGUAGUACAUUCAUCUUCCUCAUCCAGGUCAUCAAUAUAUAUUGUGAAUCAUUGCGGUAACAACACGGACUCUUGUCACACUCCACUCAUUACGGGUUGCCAACCUGAAAAUGUACCCCUGAUGCCAACUCCAUCUUUUCAAGCAAACCCUCUAUCCAUGCUAAUGUACUAUCUCCAACACCAUGGGCUCUAUUUUAUUAAGUAGCCUAACAUGUGGUUAAUUGUCAUAUGCAUUCUUAAAACCCAAACAUGCUACAUCCAGUAUUUAUCAUUUGUCCUUCAUUUUAACUAGAACAUAGAACAGUCCAGCACAGUACAGGCCCUUCUGUCCACAAUGUUGUGCAGAUCAUUUAUCAUAAUCUGAGAUCAACUUAACCUACACAUCCCUCAAUUUACUGAUGUCCAUGUCCCUAAUGUCUCUGACUCUAUUACCACCGCUGGCUGUGUAUUCCACACACCCAGCACUCUCUGUGUAAAGAACCUACCUCUGACAUCUCCCCUAUACCUUCUUCCAAUCACUUUAAAAUUAUACCCCUCGUGAUAGCCAUUUCUGCCCUGGGGAAUAGUCUCUGGCUAUCUACUCUAUCUAUGCCUCUCAUUACCUUGUACACCUCUGUCAAGUCAUCUCUCUUCUGUCUUCUCUCCAACGAGAAAAGCCCUAGCUUACUCAACCUCUCUUCAUAAGAUAAGCCCUCCAAUCCAGGCAGCAUCUUGGUAAAUCUCCUCUGCAUCCUCUCUGAAGCAUCUGCAAUCUUCCUGUAAUGAGGCGACCAGAACUGGACACAGUAUUGCAAGUGUGGUCUAACUAGGAUUUUAUAAAUUUGCAGCAAAACCUCCCGACUCUUAAACUCAAUACCCCUGGUAAUGUAAACCAAAACUCCAGAUGCCUUCUAACAACCCAACCAACUUGGGUGGCAACUUUGAGGGAUCAAUAUACAUGGCUUUGUGUGGGUCAGGUCAUGCCUCACAAGCCUUAUGGGGUUCUUUGAGGAUGUGAUGGGAUAAGUUGACGAAGGUGGAGUAGUGGAUGUGGUGUAUAUGGAUUUCAGUAAGGCGUUUGAUAAGGUUCCGUACAGUAGGCUCAUUCAGAAAAUUAGGAGGUAUGGGAUACAGAGAAAUGUGGCUGUCUGGAUGCAUGAUUAGCUGGCCAAAAGAAGACAGUGAGGGGCAGUGGUUAGAAAGUAUUCCGCCUGGAGGUCAGUGACCAGUGGCGUCCUGCAGGGAUCUGAUCUUGGGCCUCUACUCUUUGUAGUUUUUAUAAAUGACUUGGAUGAAGUAAUGGAAGGUUGUGUUAGUAAGUUUGCCACUAUCACAAAGAUAGAUGGCGUUGUAGAUAGUCUUGAAGGCUGUUGCAGGUUACAACACGACAUUGACAGGAUGCAGAGCUGGGCUGAGAAGUGGCACACGGAGUUCAACCUGGAUAAAUGUGAAGUGAUUCAUUUUGGAAGGUCGAAUUUGAAUGCUGAAUACAGGGUUAAAAACAGGAUUCUUGGCAGUGUGGAGGAUUGGCCUCACUCCCUCCCUCCUUGCUGUUGGAUCCCAGGCUGAGAUUCUCACUCCAAGACCUUACCUAGUGUGGGCUGUGGGUGCCUGGUCUAAACAUGCGGAGACAGGACUGUGGGGAUCCUGGAGAAAGUACCAACGUGAGUUCAAUCAGUGCGUAAACAUAUGAAAUAACUACAUUAUAUUUAUCAGUUUGACACUUCAUCAGGAAGUCUUAUUGUCAAAUGUUUGCUUUAUUAUGCUAUAGAAAUAGAAAAAAAAUAUGGAUGUUGUAAAUCAGAAACAGAAAUUGCUGGAAAAACUCAGUAGGUCUGGCAGCAUCUGUGGAGAGAAAUCAGAGUUAAUGUUUCAGAACCAGUGACCUAUUUAUUCCAACCUGAUAUUCUAAAUUAAUCUAGUACCGUUUGCAAGCAUUUGGCCCAUGACCCUGUAAACCCUUCCCAUUUCUGUACCCAUUCAGAUGUCUUUCAAGUGUUGUAACUGUACUGAGGAAGGGUCAUUCAACCUGAAAUGUUAAAUCUAAUUUCUCUCUGCAGAUACUGUUAUACAUGCUGAGUUUUUCCUAUAAAAUAAUAUUCUGUCUUUAUGCAGUGAAAAAUGUUUUGGUAUAUUUUAAGAUGUCUUUGAUGUACACCAAAUUCUAUU